AUGGUAUACGAAAAGUGUUGUGUUGGUGGUUGCAAUACAACACGUGAAACGCACCGGCUUUUCAGAUUCCCUAGGAACGAUAAUUUAAGGAACUUGUGGAUGGCUUUCAUAGUGCCGACAAAUCCCCAGCUCAUUGUACUUUCCAAAGAACAGUUACUUAACAAACGUGUCUGUGAAAAACAUUUUGAUGUAUUUCAGUUCGGCAAUGAAGGCAGAAGACUUCGAUACUCUUACCCGUCCUUGCUUACUGACAAUGAAAUAGCUCAUGGUGUACCUCUGACUGUAACUGGAUGGGAUGUCACAACUGAACAUAAUUACUGUAAAGAGCAAAAUGAAGAUGAUUUCACAGAAGCUGUGUUAGUGGUUAGAAAGCCUGGAAGUGAUGUUACGAUUGAACACAAUUACUACAAAGAGCAAAAUGAUUGUUCCAAAUCAUCGGUAGAGAUUGGAUCGUCAGAUGUUGGAAAUUCUCAUGAACAGCCUUCAUGUUCAAAUUUUUCAACUGUUGCAACAGUUGUUGAAAAUAAAGGAAUUGAUUCUAAUGCUAAUGUGGUGAAACAAAUGAUGCCAAAAGGUAGCACAUGUACAAAAAAGCAAACAGGUUACAUGGCGAAGAAAAUAGUAUCAAGGAAAAGAAAAUUGGUUAAAUUUUUGACUAAUAUUGCAACUGAAAGUUUAAGUGACUCAGUAUCACAACGACUUGAUCAAGCCCAAUCCCUGUCAAGAAAUAAAGACCUUUUGGAAAACUUUUAUUUGUUAAACAAACAAGCUCAGACUUUCUUGUUUAUGCAAUUAAAACAAAUUCAUAAAAGCAAAAUGGCCAGAAGGUUUACCUUAGAUGAAAAAUUAAUGGCAUUGCUCAUAAUGAAACAAAGCCCCAAAAGUUAUAAACUAUUAGAAAGAAUGUUUGCCUUGCCUAGUAAACGGACAUUAAAUAGACUUUCUGAGAAGGUUUCAAUACAAGCAGGACUCAAUCCAUUAAUAUUUGAACAUAUAUCAAAUACAACAAAAAAAUGGGACACUAAACAAAAGCUAUGCACAAUAGUUUUUGAUGAAGUCUCUCUGACACCACAUUUAACUUUUAAUGAGAAAGAUGAUAUAAUUAAUGGGUUUGUAGAUAUAGCUGGAGAGAGAAAACUAAAAUAUUGUGAUCAUGCUUUAGUUUUUAUGCUAAGAGGAAUAUGCUCUCCAUGGAGACAGAGUGUAGCAUUUUAUUUCUGUGAAGGCACAGUAUCAGCAGCAGAGCUGCAAUGCAAUUUAAAGCAGAUUGUGCCCCAAAAACAGAAAUCUAAUGCUGAUGUGGUGAGACAAAUGUUGACAGAAGAUACAAAAUGUACACAUUGGCAAAAAGGUUACGUGGUGUAG
Parnassius apollo (apollo) is the source of this 1365-nucleotide messenger RNA. NCBI's taxonomy places the organism in Eukaryota, Metazoa, Arthropoda, Insecta, Lepidoptera, Papilionidae. The record is from the annotation of a GenBank genome assembly.